AUGCUGGAAUUAACAGGAAAAAAUUUGCCAAAUAGGCAACAAGAACUAAAUAUUAAAGUAAAAGAAGCAGUAACCCAAAAUGUCGAUUUUAAUGAUCUUAAACUUUUAGAAGAAAAAUCUGAUGUUGAUAGGCUAUUUAAAAUUGAUGUGGCCUCGGAGUAUAAAAAUGCAGCUUAUAUCUUAGAAAUGUUUACAAGUGGUGAUUCGUUGUACAUUUCGAGAGCUUUAAAGUCAUCGUGGCUAUAUAGUGAAGAAUAUGUGUAUAUCAUUAACCCUGAUUAUUUGCACAAGAAUAUAUUCCCAUCAAUGUCUGUGAAAAUGACAAAAAAGCUUUUAACAACUAUAUCUAAAAAUAUAAGAAGUGAAGAGAGAGCACUCAGCUUCUACAAAUAUUGCUGUGAAAAUAAAUUCCAGAACAUUGCAAAUAAGUUCCUAUUAUUUACUUCUGAGAAACAUAAAUUGGAAUAUUUAGAGAAGAAAACAUGUUUAGAUUACUCUAUAGACAUUCCUCAUUUUGUUGGUGAUUCAUUUUGUCUUGCUGAAAAAUGUUCAAACAGGAGAAUCUUACUCAGCGAGUUAUGCUAUUUGUACUCUGUAUGUAGUGAAAGAUAUUUAGAUUUAUUUGAAAGCUCUUGUGACCAUUCGUAUGGUUUAAAAUUUGGACGCAGGAUUUCUAAAAGUAUUUUAACAAAGCAAAAACAUAGAGUUACAAAUAAUCCAGCGCUUUAUAUUGAAUACUUGGAUAUUAAUAUGAUAUUAAAAUAUAGUACUGUUGAAGAUGCAAAGUUGUAUUUAAAGACUUUAUUGCCAGACAAAGCAGUAGAUUUUUGGCCAAAUUUUUCAAAGUAUAGUGGUAAUUCAAAGAAAAUGAUAUCAAUUAUGAAACUCCUACCAGAAAAUGACAAAUAUAAUUUUUUGAAACAAAUAUUUAUAACAAAAUAUCUGGCGGAGCCAUUUGAAAGUAGUCAUGAGUUUUACAAUAAUAAUAUGUUUGAGCUGAUGACUUGUGAAGAGAGGGAAGUUUGGGCCUUGACGUACAUUAAAGAAAACACAGAAUUCCUAGGCAGUGAUCAAGAGUUCAUUUGGUGUAAAUAUGUAAGUUUUGAAUUAGCAUUCAAGGAAAUAAAAAAGUAUAUUUUACUGGCAACUGAUCAUUUUAAGAGAACCCAGAUGCUUAGUAUAUUGGUAGGUGCAGCAAGAACUGAAGAAGAUUUGGAAAAAGUUAUUAAUUAUUAUUAUGAUAGACAUAUUAAUGAAAGAGGCCUUGAUAAAGUAGAUUUUGUUGAAAAAAUAUGUGAAAAUCAUAAUGUUUUCAAAUUUAAGGAAUCUUGCUGGACAGCUUUCAACAAAAUUUUACAUAGUAUGAAAGUUUACACCAAAGACUUUUUUUAUGAUCAAUUUAGGACUCUUUCCAUUGUUUAUCAUAUCUUAAACAACAAAGAAAUACCAGACACAUUACAGGUUGAGAUUAUAACUGAAACUAGACUGCAUUAUUUCAAUGGACACUUGCGAAAGUUAACUAAAGAUGAAAUUAAUCUGGUAUAUAAAUAUUAUUUAAAUCUAUUAACUAGCAAAGCUGAAGCUUUUGCUGGUCAAGAGUAUGAUAAGAAUAAUGUAAGAACUAUUCUGUCUUCUGUUUUACUUAUUUUAAAUCACUUUAAAAAAACAAAGGAUGACUGUCCGGAGAUUAUUAUGAAAUAUAUAAAAUUGGAUUGGGACUAUUUUAAACAUUCAGAAUUUCUGGUGAAAAAAGAGAAUAUUACAGAAAGUUAUUUAAUUCGCCUGCUGAAACAAGAUGCCAAACUUUUAUUGAGCAAAUUAACAGAAGCUAAAAAAGGUCUUUCAAUUUAUUCUUCAUUACGACUAAACAGUUUAAUGAAGAAGAUUAAAAUAUACUUUUCUAAUGAUAUAGCAAGAGAUUGUCUUAAUACUUUUGAAAAGUGGUUGUCAGAUGUCGAAAAUAUUACGUACGUUAUUUACAGAGUGACUAUAUGCAGUAUAUUCCAAAUAGCAGACGAAGAUUACAAAAUUAAUUUCAUGUCGAAGUACACCCCUACUGAUGCAAAGAUAGCACAUGAUAGGAUAGAUCAACACGUCUUAAGAAUCCAAGAGUCUAUUUGUCGAUUCGCUCAUUACUCAAGGCCGCCGAUACCUUUGCAGGAACUUCUUAAAUUUAUUAAGGGCGAUUACGUACACUUUUGCUUGCCGAUGUUCGGCUUUUAUGUCAUGAACCUGCCGCCCCCUAUGGUUCUCCAAUUUAUAGCGGCGAUCCUAAACACACCGGUGUCAGUACAGAAACACGGUCUACGUCUAGCGUUCCAAUGCUUUAAUCCUGAUGAAUUGAAGAAACUUGUAUUGGAUUGUUGGGGUAGAACGAAAAAUGUAUCUUUACGAAAAGUCCUUUAUAAAGGUCUCUAUGAUCGUGUGACGGCCGGCGAUGACGCAAUCGAAGAUUUUUAUGAACUACUUAAACUAAUUACCUUACAACUAAGUGACGAUGACGACGAUGAGAUAUUUGGUCUGUUGUGUAGUGUAUCAUCAUUACCAGAACAUUUGAAAGGGGACUAUUUGCAGACAGCUUGGAAAGCUGUUCAAAAAUUAUCAGAUAAAAACAUAAAGAACUUUGAUAGAAAAAGAGAAGUCAUAAAAAAAAUUCAGUCAAAUAUUGAUAUAAUGGAUAAAGAAUUCUGUCGCAGUCAAAUUUUGGAUGAUUUUAUCAAAUCAAUGUUAGUUGAGAGAAAAAUUCACGUAGAAUAUAAAAAUUAUAAAAUUGUAGAAUUAAUCCAAGAAAUGUGGACUCUUGCUGUGAAAUAUAUACUCCAUUUCGAUAAUCAAGAACAACUUAGCAGAAGUUUGGAAUUGGCAUCCUUUAUUAUUAAAAAAUGUGUGGAAAUGUGGGAUUGUGUUUCCCAAAAUAUUUAUACUACUCGCAAAUUUCUAAUCGAGUUUUUAGAUACAUUACUAAAUGAAUCUUACUGUGAUAGGAAUAAAGGCCAAGCCAUACCUGUUUUACAGAAUAUAAUGAAAGAACUAAGAGAAUUAAUUCCAAUAAGAGAAAUAUAUAUUAUAUAUUGUAAAUUUACAUUUGUUCUUGUUUCGAAGGAAGUGAUGGGAACCAAAAAUAUGGAAUUAUUGACUAACGAAAUAAGUUCUACAACUUAUACAGAUAUUGCCCAAGAGUUUACUGAUAAAUUGGUAACAUCGUUAAUGGACUUGAAACAAAACCAAAUGUUGUACACUAGCUUUUAUAGUCAACUGGCUAGUGAAAUUUCACAAAUUAUUAUAUCAAUGACUUAUGACACUGAAUUGAAAAGUGAGUGUCUGUUGGCCCAAGUGUGUGAACGUUUGACUGACGUCCAAAUGUUUGAGACCUAUGCUUUAGCCUUACUAAUAUUUCCUACUGAAAUCCAAACAGCCGAAGCGGAAGUGCUGCCACCAUUUGCGAAAAAAAUUAAAAAAAAUGGUAAUGAAGAAUGUCAAACUAUGUUAUGGAAUACUAUUUUAUCUAGUGGAAAUUAUAGGCCUUGCACCUGGACUGUCCGCAGAAAU
Molecule: messenger RNA, 3549 nt
Organism: Brenthis ino (lesser marbled fritillary)
Lineage: Eukaryota; Metazoa; Arthropoda; Insecta; Lepidoptera; Nymphalidae
Source: the annotation of a GenBank genome assembly